AGCACCUCUUUUGGAUCCUCUCCCUGGUCAACUAACCGGUCGCCGAUCUAGACGGUAGACUUCAUCGUCCCAUCCGAGUCAAACCUACCCUGUCUAAUCUCCCGGUCCAAGCCCCUUGGGUGCCCGAGCCCCUAAUCUCGCGAACAGCCGCCGGACCCAAGCUACUACCUUUCUUCUUUCCUCUCAAGGAAAAAACAACAAACCACGACUUGUUUCGCUCAGCUUGACUGCAGUUCAAUCAUCAGCUCGUGGUUGAGGCGGCCUUACAGCAACGCGAUUGUCGACUUGCGAAGUAGCUGAUAUCAAAGUUCAGUUCAAGCAAGGGAGAACAAUCGCCCGCAUUAUCUGAACUUUAUCACCAUUCGAGAAACAGUACUGCAUCUUACAUGAACUCUCGACGCGCCAGAAGCAACUCCAACGACCGUCGGCUUCUUUGGCUCUAGAAGCUUGGCUCAAUCAACAACACCAAGCGCGUGUAAAUCACGCCGAACCAUUUCCCGCAUAUAUCCAACAUCCUCUUUUUUAAUCAUCAACAUGGACGCCAGGCCGUUCCGCCCAAGAGGCAACGAAAACGCACCCGAUCUUCACCAACGGCACAAGUCAACCGGAAACCUGGCCACGAUGGCCUCGGCGGUAGCAGGCGGCCUUCGCGGUCCCGCUAAGCGAGCUGCGUUUGGCGACGUCACGAACCUCAGCAAACAGACCGGCCACACACGCGACGAGAACAAAAUCAAGAUUCACACUUCCAACGGCACUACCCAAGGCCACGUAGCUGUUGCCAUCAACAAGGAAAACGUCAACUACAGCAAGGGCGCAUUUUCGCAUCCAGCGCAAAGGCCCAGCUCCCACGCACUCACUUCUAGGCCUGCUCUCGAGAAUAAGGCUUCCGACGCAAACAAGAAGCUCGGGCGCGGCGCCCAGGAGGCUGCGGGUCAAGGCUACACCAAGAAGUCCGUUCAUGUAGUGUCCAAGGCUUCAACACUGUCAUCGGCUCAAAACGCACCCGCCCUUCAGCCCCGUCACCACAAGAGUCAGCCCCAGCUCAAACAAAAACAACAACCCAACCUCCGACGCACUCAAAGCAAGCAGCUCGAAAAGGUCGUGCCUAAGCCCGAUGCUGUCGAGACGGGUUACAAGAACACAAACACUGUGUCAAUGCCCCUCCAAGAAGAAUAUCCUUACGAUCACGCCGCCUACCUUGAUUCUCUUUACCUCCCUAUCGAAACUGGUGUUGACCUAGACGCGCUGCAGAAGGAAGAAUUCCACGAGGCUGCCACCAAGCUUCCUGAGAUCACCGAGGAAGAGCCUGUGGUUCCUGUCCUGUCUGAGGGUCCUGCCCCUGCCAUGUCAGAGGCCGAGGAGUGCUGGGACGAAGAAGAAGAGGAUUUUGACGACCAAGACCAAGCAUACACAACGGCGCAUUCUUUCCGUUCCCGCGAUCUUACCGCUGGAGGAGCUACGACAAUAGUGCCGCCGCGAGUGACUGCCCGCGUACAGCGUGAACUAGAAGAAGCUCGUGAAGAGGUCGAGCGCAACCGCACUGACGACGAGAUCGAAGAGGAGCUUUGGGACGUCAGCAUGGUUGCAGAGUACGGCGAGGAGAUCUUCGAGUACAUGCGGGAGCUGGAGAUGAAGAUGCUCCCCGACCCUCACUACAUGGACAUUCAGACAGAGAUUCAGUGGUCAAUGCGAUCAGUCCUUAUGGACUGGCUCGUGCAGGUGCACACUCGAUUUUGCCUGCUUCCCGAGACCCUGUUCCUCACCGUCAACUACAUCGAUCGCUUCCUUUCUUCCAAGAUCGUGUCAAUCGGCAAGCUUCAGCUGGUCGGUGCCACCGCUAUCUUCGUGGCCGCCAAGUAUGAAGAGAUUAACAGUCCAUCGCUUGACGAGAUUGUGUACAUGGUCGACAAUGGAUAUUCUGCCGAGGAGGUUCUCAAGGCGGAGCGAUUCAUGCUCAGCAUGCUGAGCUUCGAGCUGGGCUGGCCCGGUCCGAUGAGCUUCUUGCGACGUGUGAGCAAGGCUGACGACUAUGACCUUGACACGCGAACUCUCGCCAAGUACUUCCUGGAGUUGACCAUCAUGGACGAGCGGUUCGUUGCCACACCGCCAAGCUUCCUCGCCGCCGGAGCGCACUGCCUUUCUCGACUCAUUCUUAAGAAGGGUGACUGGACUAAGCAGCAUGUCCAUUACUCGGGGUACACCUGGAGUCAGCUGAAGCCGUUGGUCACCAUGAUCAUUGAGUGCUGUGAUCAGCCUCACUUGCACCACGCGACAGUCUUUACGAAAUACACAGACCGGCGGUACAAGGAGGCAUCUUUGAUGGUGCAAGCAGCCCUGGAGGCGGGAUUUGCCCUCCCUCACCAGCUGCACCCCGUCCGAAGGGAACAGCCGCAUGAAGCCUAUCACGAUAGCAGCGAUGAUUUGCAGUACAAUCCUCACGGCCAUCUCGUCCCUAUCGAAGGAUGA
This is a messenger RNA of Fusarium vanettenii 77-13-4, 2466 nucleotides long. RefSeq lists its product as uncharacterized. Gene Ontology annotation, molecular function: cyclin-dependent protein serine/threonine kinase regulator activity. Bases 535 to 2466 code for a protein of 643 amino acids. NCBI's taxonomy places the organism in Eukaryota, Fungi, Ascomycota, Sordariomycetes, Hypocreales, Nectriaceae. The record is from RefSeq and is a predicted model, not a curated record. Gene Ontology annotation, biological process: regulation of cyclin-dependent protein serine/threonine kinase activity; mitotic cell cycle phase transition. The transcript is spliced from 4 exons. Gene Ontology annotation, cellular component: nucleus; cyclin-dependent protein kinase holoenzyme complex; cytoplasm.